Molecule: messenger RNA, 1377 nt
Organism: Blumeria graminis f. sp. triticale
Lineage: Eukaryota; Fungi; Ascomycota; Leotiomycetes; Helotiales; Erysiphaceae
Source: the annotation of a GenBank genome assembly
AUGCCUGAGUCCUGGUUUCCACGCGGAAGGGCUGCCGAAGGCGGCUGGCGACUGGACAUUGUUUCUCUGCUAGCCGUCAUCGGCGAGUCGUCGAUGGACUCUCACAUUCAAGUACUUACUUCGUCCUGGUACUGCAUCCUGCCGCGACUCCUACCCGCACCUCAAGCCUUGCUCAAACCGACACGACGCACACGAAUGCCCCAGGUGAAUGCAGCAGUGGUGGGAGUUCACAACGGUACUUUUGUUCCCACACUCAACUAUUUUCCCGAAAUUUUGCAUCCUAUAGAAGAUUUACCAGCAUUCGCUUUCAAGGUUCUCAAGAUUACGCACAGAAAUCAGUAUGGCAUGGCCGAAAGCGAUCUUCUCGAAGCAGGCGAGCGGGCUAAGACAGAUUUCCCGCCAGUAACGGCAUUAGGCACUGAUCUGACUGUCGAAGAGUGUGGAAUUAAGGCUCCAACUAAGCGGUCGACUCUACAGACAAUCAAACGGCGCGUAACUAAAACUGACAACCGUCCUCGAAUACCAGCGCGAAAAUGUUCACCCUUGAGUAUCAUAACUUUCAUAUCUUUCAUCUGGACAUGUGUACUGCUCGUCUGGGCUGUAAUAAUUGAGGAUGGAACCGCUAUACUUGCGCUCGUUACCGUCUCCAUGGUCUCAUCCGUUGUUGGUGUGGCAUCCUGGUGGCAGCCUGUUCUCAUGAAUAGACCUUCCAAAGCCAAGGUCCCAGCAGGCGACGUGGUUAUACGGACGCGCGAAGGAGCCUUUCUCCUUGUUCAAUGCAAUGAAGAUGUAGCUCGAGAACUCUAUACCGGGACGGAAGAAUGCCAAUAUCACAUCAAGACCAAGGGGUAUCGUAUCUUAGUCGGCGUUGGGACCGUUCUACUUAUGGUCUCUGUCGUUUUGAUGGGUAAUUGUGGCUUUAUUAUGCAAGCUGCAAUCGGAUUGUCCUACAUGGUGCUUAAUGGUGUUUACUGGGCCGCAUCGUUGAUCGAUCGCACCAGGUUUUGGAACCUUUCCAACUUUCACGUUGAAGAUGUAACGCCAGAAGACGGUCGUGACGCCCACAAGCAAACUUCAGACCACACGGGCGGAAUAGGGCAGAAACCCAGCUUCACACGCACCAUGUGGUACGCUAUCCGAGAAACUCAGAAGAUUGGCUGGGUUAAGCGGGGAGGAGCAGCGCCCAAGACAAGUGAGUGGGAUGAAUGGCUUAUACUUGCCGAGAAAAACGCUGUUAACGGCAAUCGAUCAUGGCCUGCUGUACAGAUGCGCGAUAACCUUGUUGGUCACGGCUCUGUAGCAUACUUUUCUUCCUCGGGCGACGGUGUCCAAGAAAGAGCUCCCGCGUAUGAGGUUCCUCCUGAGAGCUCUCGUUAG